Molecule: messenger RNA, 603 nt
Organism: Haliotis rufescens (red abalone)
Lineage: Eukaryota; Metazoa; Mollusca; Gastropoda; Lepetellida; Haliotidae
Product: probable small nuclear ribonucleoprotein G
Exons: 4
Coding region: 114-344 (76 amino acids)
Biological process (GO): spliceosomal snRNP assembly; mRNA splicing, via spliceosome
Cellular component (GO): catalytic step 2 spliceosome; precatalytic spliceosome; U1 snRNP
Molecular function (GO): RNA binding
Source: RefSeq, a predicted model, not a curated record
UGGAUUUUUCAAUUUGUCUCUCAACUUCCGGUUUCGUCGCGUCGUAGGAACGUUACCGCCUUUGUGAUACCGGUGUGAGUGUAGGCUUGAUUCGAAAAUCCGCUGUUAUCAUCAUGAGUAAGGCACAUCCACCCGAGUUGAAAAAGUACAUGGAGAAGAAGCUUCAAUUGAAGCUGAAUGGAGGCCGACAGAUCACUGGCAUCCUUCGAGGGUUUGAUCCCUUUAUGAAUCUUGUGGUGGAUGAGGGUACAGAGGAGACCAAGACUGGAGAGAAGCGACCAAUCGGAAUGGUGGUUGUUCGUGGAAACAGUAUUGUCCUGCUUGAGGCUCUUGACAGAAUAUGAUGACUGUAUUCCGUGUGUGUUCAUGAACUUGAUAACAGGAUGGAAGGACACUGAGUGAAUGAAGCAGUGAUACAAAGCAGAUGCUACAGAUUCUGGUGUUUGCCUACAGCAGUGGUUUGCAAUCAACAUAAGAAGAUCUUGUCAGUUAACAUGACGUCUGGUUGCAAGUGGAUGAAUGUUUUUUGUUUAUUUCUUUCAUCAACAAAAAUGUCAUCUUCGUUUUUAAAAACUCAUUUAUGUAAAUAAACAUUUGUGUAUA